Messenger RNA from Anoplophora glabripennis (Asian longhorned beetle), 5029 nucleotides. RefSeq names its product partitioning defective 3 homolog. Gene Ontology annotation, molecular function: protein binding; phosphatidylinositol binding. NCBI's taxonomy places the organism in Eukaryota, Metazoa, Arthropoda, Insecta, Coleoptera, Cerambycidae. The coding region runs from base 349 to 4884 and encodes 1511 amino acids. Gene Ontology annotation, biological process: intracellular protein localization; cell adhesion; microtubule cytoskeleton organization. The transcript has 21 exons. The record is from RefSeq and is a predicted model, not a curated record. Gene Ontology annotation, cellular component: adherens junction; apical plasma membrane; cell cortex.
UGUGCGUACCUCGCCUUCGAGCAGGUGAUCGAGAGCGGACACAUACAGGGCGUUGCAACGCGCCGGACGUUGUUGUGUGCAUCAGCUGUGCUGUGCAGGUACCACCAGUGGAGGAUAGGAUAGAAAGUUUGCGGAUCUUAUCAUACACAAAGAUAUACCUUCGAAUAAUCAUCUCUUGUAAUCGCAAACUAAGCCCCAGGUACGGCUAUAUUUUCCUAUAUCGAUAACAAUUCGUAGACCUAGUGCAUCGACCUUAGUUCAUAUGCGAUAAAGACACAUUCCGCCGUAAUUAUAUCUAAAUUAGCGUGAGGUGAAAGAAAGACAAACAAACUAAAUGUGACCUGUGAGAUGUUCGAUACCUGCCAUACGUUGAAUGGCGGACCCAAGUGCACCGAGGUAGCCGAGAAGAUAGUGUCGCUGUUCGGCUGGAGGCAGACCUACAACGUCGAGAAGCUCCAGAGGAAUGUGCCGGGCAGGGCAACCACCAGGAUAUCCAUCACGAGACCCUCCCCCAACAGGGAGAAGCCGCCCGACGGAAAGGGUGCCGACUCCUGGGUGUCCGUCCAUAACUUACAGUCCCAAGGAGGGGGUAUCUUAGACCCUGAUGAUCGACUAAGCGACGUAGCCGACGACAGGGAGCAGAUCCUAGCUAGUUUCGAAGAUGGGGAAGGAGCCCAUCUCCAUGGAGGUGGGGACGGAGCUAGUGGAAGCUCCGUGGGGACGGGAAGUCCAGAUAUUUUUCAUGACGGCGAGCACAAGUACGGCCCCAAUUACCCCCCUCGAACGGACAUCGAGGUGACCGGCGAACAGAUAGCCUCAGGGGUGCCUCUUUUGCAGGUGCGCAGGGGCAGCGAGCCCACCCUCAACCAGUUACCCGCGGGACCUCCGGCCGCCCCCGAACACACGAAAAGAUGGAGCGCGGCCCCCCUCAUUCUGGAGCCUCCCAGCUCGGGUUACGCCAGUCCGGAUUGGAUGGAAGACUCCAGGGAGGAAGAAGAGGAGCCCGGGUUCAGAAGGGUGGCGCGGGAUGGCAGCAACAGGCUGUCCAUGCAGUUCCUGGGGGCCGACGGUGCUGGUUAUCGUUGGGCCGAGGCUGCAGAACGCGCCGCCACCGCCAGGAGCCACGUAAGCACGUCCCUGCCUAGAGAAAGUCGUCGCAAAGAACCUUUGGGUCAAGCCAACAACUCCACGAGUCCAUUACCUUCUUCAGCAGACGGUGGUGAAUUGAUAGUGAUUCGAAACGAACCCGGACCCUUGGGCAUUCAUGUGAUACCCGACUAUGACACUUUGGGGCGCGAGAGGGGGUUAUUGGUGAAGGGAAUCGAACCUGGGGGACGUAUCGAUAGGGAUGGGAGAUUGGCGAUAUACGAUCGCGUUAUAGAGAUCAACGGAGAAAACCUCAUCAACAUGCCUUUCCAAAGAUUAAAUUUUAGGGUGCAAGAACUGUUCAAACUUUCCCUUACUUCGCCCGAACUAAGACUGAAAGUUAUCAAGGCCUCUGGCCUGGAAGGUCUUCGGAAACCUCCGCCCCCCAUAUACCCCUGUUUUCCGGAAGACAAAGAGAAAGUGUCGAUGGUAGAAUGCGAGCAAAAACAAAGUACAAAUACGAAGGUAGCUACGGUGUCGCCCACCAAAAAGGUACCUGCGAUAUCGAAGAACCUCAAAGGACUUCUGACGGCUAACACUAGGAAGAUCGGGAGGAAAAUUGAGAUAGAAUUAGUGAAAGGACCGCACGGUUUAGGGUUUAGUAUUACCACAAGAGACAAUCCGGCUGGUGGAAAGUGCCCUAUUUACAUAAAAAAUAUUAAUGCAGUGGGCCCUGCUAUCGAAGACGGGAGGCUGAGGAUAGGAGAUCGUUUAUUGGAAGUGAACAACGCGGAGAUGACAGGGAAAAGCCAAGCCGAGGCUGUAGCGCUGCUGAAGAGUUUGCCUCUGGGGAGCAAAGUUAGAAUCGUGGUUUCCAGACAGGAAGACGUUGUGGACACUAAUUUACCCAGAAUAAUUGAUGUCGAACAUAGCAAUGAACGAGAAGUAGACCGUUCAACUGACAAUUCAAACAUCGACGUACCCCCAAACAUUCCACCGCUGCCUCAGAGCCACCUGCAGGCCCUGCAGAACAGAACCCCCGACAAGGGUUCUGUCGCCAAAAUUAUUUCACAGUUCCAAGAGGCGGUGAACAACAACAGUCCCCUGGAUCAGAUGGAGGAGAGCAUGGUCUUUCCGUGGAAGCACCGAGAAAUCCUUACGUUUAACAUCCCCGUGCACGAUUCCGAGAAAGCCGGUCUCGGCAUCAGCGUGAAAGGGAAAACCAGUGGUUCCAAAGACCUCGGCAUAUUUAUAAAAGGUGUAAUGUUUGGUGGCGCAGCUUCGAGAGAUAAUAGGCUGCGCACCAACGAUCAAUUACUCAACGUCAACGGGAUAUCUUUACUACAGAUGUCGAACAGCGACGCCAUGGAGACUCUAAAGAAUGCCAUCCCGCACACCGAAGGUCCCGUUCCGGGGCAUAUUACGCUUACGAUAGCUAGGAAAGCUUCUUCGCCGGGUUCUAACCGGAAUUACCGCAACAAAUCAAGCGAUAAUUUACUAAUAACUUCUAAUUCGGCUAGUGAACUGUACCAAUCGCAAGACAAAAGCGACUCUGUAGAUAAUUCCGGCGCUAGUGGUGGGUCCACCAACACCGUAAUAUUUAACCCUCAAGGGGGGUUGGGAAACGUAUCGGACUGCAAGUCUCCGUCCAACCAACUAAGUCCAAUGCAUACCUGGAAUCCCGUCUUAGAAAGGCUCACUGGCAACACUAAGCAGCUAAGGAAUGAAAGUUACUGUAAGGCUACCCAUGAUACUUGGACCAGUAGUAUGUUGGGAAACAGUUCUUUUGGUAAUUUGACCAGCACCACUGUAAAUAUGACGAAUGUGGAACCAAUUUUGAUUGAAGAUGAAUAUGGCUCCAGGGUUGUACCACAUCAAAAUCAACAAAUAAAUGUUCAUAUAACGAAUAAAAUGAGCUUGUCCAAUAGCGCCGUUCCGGAGAACCGGAACGAUCACGAGCCCGACGGAAAGGCUAGCCUCUCGGGCAGCAAUGGCGACAAGAGCACCGACACUUCCUCUCAGACCACAAUACAGGCCAACGACGCCACUUAUGCCAGUCAGCUGUCUCUGGAAAACCCCCAGGGUUUUAGCAGAGACGCUUUCGGCAGGCAGAGUAUGUCGGAGAAACGCCAUGCUACGUUAGACGCGAAAAGCACCGAUACCUACCAGAGGUCGAAGAAGAUGCGGGAAGAGAGGAGAAGCAAAGACACUAGUUUAGUGCGCGUUGGGUCGGUGGAAUCUGUCAUUAGCAUAAACCGUUCAGCAGAGCAUCCUGAGUAUGCUGACAAAUUGGGUCAAUUGGGUCCAAGUCUGGGCAUGAAGAAGUCUUCCAGUUUGGAAUCUUUGCAGACCAUGGUCCAAGAGAUCCAAAUGCAAGAAGAAGGUGAUCCUGCGUACAGCUACAGGGGGCCUUCUGGUGCUUUGAAAGUGAUUCGCGGCAGAGGUUGUGAGGAAAGUUUCAGGGCUGCAGUAGUAGAUCCAAAUCAUACUAGUGAAAUAGGAGCAAAGAAGCAUUGGUUGUUAGACGGACCGAUGGAAAACGAACGGGAAAUCGAUGGCUUCAAUAACGUAAGGGGAGCCCCACGGCAAUCAUCACUUAACGCAGCUUUAGAUAGUAAAAUUAAGUCGUCGAAGAAAAAACCAGGCAUACUCAAAGGAAUCGGUUCAAUGUUCAGAUUUGGCAAACAUCGUAAAAUGGAGUUUGUAAACGCCGAGCCAGUCCAGCACUACCAUCACAGUAAUGAGUUCGAUUCCAAUGCGAACCCUGCACCAUCACAAAAUCCACCGGAAAAUGACACACAACCGCAUCACAAUGACAACCAAAGCCAAGGCAGCCAGUCAGAGAGACUGCAAGAACAGCUGCAACAACCUCCUAGGUAUUCGCCUCAUCAACAGCCGCCGCAAGCAAACUUACAGCAGCAGAACGCUUUGCAACAACAGCAGCAACAGAACGUGCAUCACCAAGCAAAUUCACAUCAGCAACCGGGUGUGCAACAGCAAAUAGCCCACAAACACCAUCACCAAAGUUCACAUCAGCCGCAUAGCAGAGAACAACAGAUUCAGCGAGAAGCUAUAUAUCAGAGGCACGGUUUCGUACAUAGGCACGCCGAGCAGGUGCAGGUUAUUCCUGAGAAUUCUGUAGCUCCUCCUCCAAUUAAAUAUCGGCAGAACUCAUCCGAACAUAGACGGAAUGAGAGGGACUUAAAUAAACUGAGAAUGAAUCAGCAGAGGCACACAUAUUAUCAAAAUGACGAACGUGAUGCCCACGAUCACAGACAGGCGCAUCAGAGAUCAGAUUCGAGGGAUCCCCAGUAUAUUGAGUAUGGCAGGCCCGGCAGCAGGUCGGGUAUCACGGAAUCCAUUCCAUACACUCAUUACGUCAACUACAAGGAACUACAGAGUCAUCUGAGCCGCAAAGAUCCUCUAUCUGAAAGUCAGAUAGUACAGAUGCGUCUGCAGGUUCAGCAGCAAAGGUUAAAGGUGGAGGAGGAAAGUCGGAAACAACACCAGUACCACUCGCAGCGCCAGACGAGGACCGACAACCAACUUCGACCCGUCUCCAACUACUACGAGUAUGAAAGCGUCCAAUCCGUCCUAAACAGCAGAUCGGCCCGCCCAAACGUCUCGCACACCCCCCAACAGCAGCCUCCCCCCAUUUACCAGGAUGCAAAUUCCAACUCUUUGCCCCGUAAUCAACCAGUGGUGCAGGGCAGGCACCCGACGGGCAGAGGUAGCGCCCAUCGCGGUCCAUUCAUAACGCAGGUUACGAUCGGGGAGCAGAACGGGACGAAAGUGUAAAUAUUGUAAGUUAGGUGUUAUAAGUGACUUAAUAAUUUAUCGAGUGUUCAUAAGUUUUUGCAUUGUACGUAUACGUUUAUUGAAUUUAGGCAUUUUUGCCAUUUUUAAUUAUAUAAUAAUAUUAUCCAGUUUUAUUAUGUAUAUA